Messenger RNA from Erythranthe guttata (spotted monkey flower), 2601 nucleotides. The record is from RefSeq and is a predicted model, not a curated record. Lineage: Eukaryota; Viridiplantae; Streptophyta; Magnoliopsida; Lamiales; Phrymaceae.
AUGCAGCCGAAUGCAAAGCGAGAAAAGUCGGAUCGUUAUUGUCGAUUCCAUAAGGACAAAGGGCAUACUACAGAGGAAUGUGCACAACUCAAAGCGGCAAUUGAGAGGCUGAUCAAACAGGGCCAUUUAGGCGAGUACAUCGAUAAGCCGCGAAAUAAACGCCGUCCAGAUGAAGACCAUGUCGAUGCAUUGGUAGUAACAACAACGGUGGCCAACUUCUUGGUCAAGAAGAUAUUAGUGGACGGUGGAAGCUCAGCUGACAUCAUGUACCUCCACGCUUUUAAGCAGCUGGGCAUAGAUAAUGCCCGGUUUAAUCCCAUCUCCACACCCCUGAAAGGAUUCACAGGAGAAGGCAUUUUAUCCAUGGGAGAGGUAGAGCUGCCCGUCUCUUUAGGGGAAGACCCUUGUCAAAUCACCAAGCUAAUCAAAUUCCUCAUCGUCGACAAGCCAUCUCCCUACAACGUCAUCUUAUGGAGGCCAGCCAUCCAUACAUUCAAGUCCGUACCUUCCUCCUACCAUCAGAAGUGGAAAUUCCCUACUCCCUAUGGAAUGGGGGAAAUACUUGGAGACAGACGUCUCGCCCGAGAGUGCUAUGCAAGGGCCCUACGAGAACCCUCCAAGAAGCCUAAACCACCUGGAAGGGGAGACGACACCCAAAAAUCCGACAAACGGAAGUGGGUCAAUGCGAUCAUUGAGGACAAUAAAGAAAUCCUCAUAAGUGUACCAGACGAUAGCAUCAAGCUAGCAGCUGUCGAAGAGCUUAAGCUCAUAGAGCUCACCCCUGGAGAUGGCUCCAAACUCCUACGCGUCGGAUCCGAUUUAGAUCCUGAGAUGGAGAAGCAAUUAGUCAAAUUCUUGCGGCACAAUGGAGAUGUGUUCGCUUGGAAAGCUCAAGAUUUGUCGGGCAUCCCCCCUCAUCACAUCAAGGCAGAAGUGGCGAAACUUCUAGAGGCGGGUCAUAUACGACCAGUUCAGUAUCCUGAAUGGUUGUCGAAGGUAGUACUCGUUCCAAAACCCGGGGGAAAGUGGAGGUUAUGCGUGGAUUUCACAGACAUCAACAAAGCUUGUCCUAAGGACCCAUUUCCCUUACCUAGAAUCGACCAACUCAUCGAUUCAACUUCGGGAUGUGAGGUCCUCAGCUGCCUCGACGCUUAUCAAGGGUAUAACCAAAUCUUGCUCGCACCAGAAGAUCAAGAGAGGGCCAACUUCGUUACUGACCAAGGCAUCUACUGCUAUCGAGUCAUGCCUUUGGAAUUAAAAAAUGCGGGAGCCACUUACCAACGUCUUGUGAACGCCAUGUUCGCAGAUCAGAUCGGUAAGAAUAUGGAGGUGUAUAUCGACGACAUGCUCGUCAAAAGUGUCAAGGUCUCGGACCACCUAACUGAUCUGGAUCAAUGCUUCGCUACCCUGCGAAAAUACAAAAUGAAACUCAACCCCCUCAAAUGCUCGUUCGGAGUUCGAGCGGACAAGGCCCUCCCCUUCUUCAAAAUUUUAAGGGGAGGAAAGAAAUUUGAAUGGGAUGAAGCAUGUCAAAAAGCAUUCGUUGAGCUGAAGUCGUACCUAGCAUCCCCACCCCUGCUCACGAAACCUCAGCCCGAAGACACCCUCCUACUGUACUUAGCUAUCUCAGCUAAUGCCGUCAGCACAGUCCUCAUCCGAGAUGGAGGAAAAGGCCACCAACCCAUAUACUACAUAAGUCGCGCCCUCCAAGGAGCCGAGCAACGCUACACCAACAUGGAGAAACUCGCUCUCGCCCUCAUCAACGCAGCUCGGAAGCUUCGACCUUACUUCCAGUCACAUCAAGUGGUGGUUCUCACCAAUUAUCCUCUGAAGCAAAUACUAAGGAGUCCUCAGACAUCCGGGCGAUUAGCAAAAUGGGCGAUAGAGCUAAGAGAAUAUGGGGUCGAAUUCAAACCCCGCCCGGCCAUCAAAGCGCAAGUAUUGGCGGAUUUUCUAGUCGAAAUGACUUCUGUAGAAGAAAGCACUUCUCUACCUACUUGGUCUGUCAACGUGGAUGGAUCUUCCACUACCACAGGAGGGGGAGCGGGUAUCGUACUAACGAACCCUGAUGGAGAUGAGUUCGAAUACGCUCAACGAUUUGAAUUCACAGCCUCAAACAACGUCGCUGAAUACGAAGCACUGAUAGCGGGAAUCCGCCUCGCCCUAGCAGCCGGAGCGCGCAAGCUCCUAAUCCAAAGCGACCCUCAGCUCAUCGUUAACCAAGUACUCGGAGUGUACGAGGCCAAAGAAGACGCCAUGGCCAAAUACUUAGCUCUCGCACACACUCUCUUAUCUAAGUUCGAGAGCUACGAGAUAAGACAAGUACCUCGAUCAAAUAACAUCCAUGCUGACAAAUUAGCCAGGCUAGGGAGCUCCAUGGCCAGCAUCGGAAGUCGGAAAGUGACUCUCCUCACCUCACCUCAGCCGGAGAUAAAUUCGCCAACUGAAGUACACUACACCGAGGAGGAUGAACCAUGCUGGUUCACUCCAAUUCUAAAGUAUCUCAAGAAGGGGGAACUUCCAACGGAUCCCACUGAAGCACGGAAGUUAAAAACAAGAGCCGCCUGCUUCACUAUAGUGGGCGAAGAACUGUACAAAUGA